AUGGAUCUAAUUUUAAAAGUUGAUAGUCCAGUAUACGUAUUUACCGAAGUAGGGGAACUUUGGAACAACUUCAAAGUUCCGCACUUUACAUCGUUUUAUCAAAAAGGUAUUAAUCAUAGCGGAGGGGCUAUGAUACCAAUAGGAAAACAUCUCCGAGCAACGAGAAUUGAUACUGAUAUAGAAAAUACGAUAAUUGUGGAUAUACAUGGUCUUUCUGAACAAAUUAGAAUAAUAGGUAUAUACUGGCCACAGGGUCAAAUGCGUAAUCUAAAAGACCUAUGUCCCUUCUUAGUAAAAGGUACUAUUUUGACAGGCGAUUUUAAUGCAACUUCAGAUGAAUGGGGUAGUCAAUCUAAUGAUUUAGGUUCUUCCUUAUUUCUUGAAGAUGUAUUCCUAUGGGAUAAUUUCCAUAAGCAAGCUAAAGAUGGUGUUGGCCAUCUAUUUAUGUUAAAACGGGUUAAACGUUUAAAAUUAAAACACCGCUCCUUUCUCCUUUACUGGCUUGAUUUUAAUGAACAAAGUGAUAAUUAG
Molecule: messenger RNA, 531 nt
Organism: Rotaria socialis
Lineage: Eukaryota; Metazoa; Rotifera; Eurotatoria; Philodinida; Philodinidae
Source: the annotation of a GenBank genome assembly